AGCGCAGCGCCGCGCCGCAGUUCCGCUGAGUCGACGCAGACUGCUGUGGAGAUGGACACCAACAACAUCGAUGUGGUGCGCGCCAUCGUCAAGGCCGCGCGACCCUCCGACGCGAAGCGGGCGCCGCCGCGGCGCCCGCAAAAGCCGCCGCCGGCGCUCCAGCGCGCCGCGGCCUUGGUGCAGGGCGUGGACGCGUGCGAAACCGCUCUGAAACGCUGCGCGCGCGCUUAUGCGAUGCCCGAUGACGACUCAGCGAUGACGGAUGCCGCCAGGGACGCCGUCGACGCGCGCGUCCGGGCGCUCUUGCGGGAAUGCCAAGCUGCUUUGGACGAACCGUCGGCGGACAGCGGGAAACCGGGUUCACGAGAAGCGCACGCCCGGGGCGGCGUCGAGGUCGCGCGGGCGCGCACGGCGGCGCUGGCUGCGUUAUUCCGGGACCUCGAGGUUUUAAGAAGGCGCCGAGAAGCCGCGGCGUCGGCGCCGCUCGCGAUUCGCGCGGCGGUGGACGCCGACGCGGCGCUCCGCACGUCAAACGAGGACGCGGAGCUCCAAGCGAUGCGCGGCCGGCGCAUCGUCGCCGUCGAGCCGCCAAAGCCGAAGCCGAGGCCAGUCGCUGCGAAGCCGGCCGCGACGCCGCGGCCGGCGCCGGCGCCCGCGCGAGUGCCCGCGAACCAAUUGCAACGGGAGCAGGCGCAGCUCGAGGCCGAGUUCGAGAGCCUGUCCGACGCCGCGCGGACCGUCGAAGCCAGGACCGAGGACGUGUCCCGCCUCGCGGCGCAGUUCGCCACCCUCGUCGACGAGCAGCACGACCAGGUCGUGACGCUCGACGGCCUCGUGGGCGACACGGCGAACCAGGUCGACAAGGCCGGCGACCACGUCGCCCAGGCGGCGUCGCGCCGGGCGACGCUGCCGCGCGUCUUCAACGCCGUCGUGUUAACGUUGGCGGCGCUGCUGCUGCUGAUCCAUGCGGUGCACUCGUAA
This is a messenger RNA of Pelagomonas calceolata, 981 nucleotides long. The record is from the annotation of a GenBank genome assembly. Lineage: Eukaryota; Pelagophyceae; Pelagomonadales; Pelagomonadaceae.